Molecule: messenger RNA, 8443 nt
Organism: Acipenser ruthenus (sterlet)
Lineage: Eukaryota; Metazoa; Chordata; Actinopteri; Acipenseriformes; Acipenseridae
Product: rho GTPase-activating protein 8-like
Exons: 14
Coding region: 599-1882 (427 amino acids)
Biological process (GO): negative regulation of endocytic recycling; small GTPase-mediated signal transduction
Cellular component (GO): cytoplasm
Molecular function (GO): GTPase activator activity
Source: RefSeq, a predicted model, not a curated record
GAAUAACACUAGGUUCGAUUCCUGUUACAGCAGUCCAAGUCGCUGAUUUUUAUUUUCGUCUGUGUUUGUUACACUGAAACUCACUUUUCUUGCCUUUAUUUGUCUGUGACUCGCUACAAAAAGUUUUUUGGGAGAAGAGCAGAGCGCAUGCGUGAAAAGCUUAGGGAAGUUCAUUUUGAAUCCACUGAAGUUUGGCAGAAUAGAGGAAAGUAUUUUAAAGAAAAUAUUUCGUAGGUUAGAAAGAAAAAAAAAGGUUUCUCCACUUUUGUAAGCAUACGCUUGCUAACUAAUAGAAGCUGUCGUGGCAGAUAGUUAUACAACUGGAUUUCAACAAUAACAGCGUGGCUGUUUUUCUUGAGUCAAUACGGUAACCUUUUUUUCUCUUUUGGGCUCUCAUUUUGUCAGGAAACAACGUGUAAUUUACACAUCCAGUCACGGUGGAAUAAACAGCACUUGAAAGCUUGCGGGGGUGUUCAGAUCAGAGGUGUGCUGUCUCUCUCUCUCUCUCUCUCUUCAGGGGGUAUUCAGGUCAGGAUUGAGGUUGGUGAAGUGAAACUGGUUCUCUCCGUCCCAGGCGUUGUGGUUUUGACGUCGCACAAUGAUGCUGUCAGGGAUUGACCUGGAGCAGCUGGCUGAAAUAGAACUGCAGAAGGAUGAAGAAGAGCAGAAGAGUGUUGGAGGCAGUCUGUCCACCCCCGCAUCAGUUCCUCGUGAAGCAUCCUACCUCGAUAUCAACCAUCCUUACUAUGAUGUGGCUAGGCAUGGAAUCAUCCAAGUGACAGGUGAUGACAAUUACGGCAGGAAGCUGGUUGUUUUUAGCUGCUGUCGCAUGCCUCCCUCCCACCAACUCAAUCACCAGAAGCUGCUGGAGUACCUGAAGUACACGCUGGAUCAGUAUGUGGAGAGCGAUUACACCGUGGUCUAUUUCCACUUCGGUCUCCGGAGCAUCAACAAGCCCUCUCUGAAAUGGCUGCAGCGCGCCUACAAGGAGUUUGACAGGAAAUACAAGAAAAACCUCAAAGCCCUAUAUGUUGUACACCCGACCAACUUCAUCAAAAUCCUGUGGAAUAUUUUCAAACCACUCAUAAGCCAUAAAUUUGGAAAGAAGGUUACAUACGUAAACUAUCUGAGUGAACUGAGGGACCAUCUCAACUAUGACCAGCUGGUAAUCCCUCCAGAAGUGAUCAGGCAUGAUGACAAGCUGCGUGCAACACAGAAAGGUGGCCCCCCUCUGCCAGCAAAGACCCCCCCGCCCCGACCCCCCCUCCCCACGCAGCAGUUUGGGGUGACCCUUCAGUACCUCAAAGACAAAAAUCAAGGAGCGUUAAUCCCCCCAGUGGUGAAGGGCACUGUCUCCUACCUCAAACUAAAAGGGCUUCAGACCGAGGGCUUGUUCCGAAGGUCAGCCAGAGUUCAAGCCAUCAAGGAGAUCCAGAAGCUCUAUAAUUUAGGAAAGCCUGUGAACUACGAUGACUGCGAUGACAUCCACGUUCCCGCGGUGAUCCUGAAAACGUUCCUCCGGGAGCUGCCGGAGCCCCUGCUGACCUACGACCUCUACGAGCAGGUCCACAGCAUUGCCAGUGUGGAGAGCAGUCUGCGUGUGAGCCACUGUAAAAAGUCUGUGGAGAGCCUGCCAGAACACAACUAUGUGCUGCUCAAGUACCUUACCUGCUUCCUGCACAUGGUGUCUCAAGAGAGCAUCCACAACAAAAUGACCCCUUUCAACCUGGCCUGCGUGUUCGGGCUCAACCUGAUCUGGCCGCCCAGGGGCACGGCGUCGCUGGGGGCUCUCAUGCCUCUCAACAUGUUCUCAGAGCUGCUGAUCGAACAUUACAGCAAGAUCUUCGGCUCCCGCGCGCCACCCAGUGAAGUGCUGCCCUAAUGCAGAGGGACCAUGAGGUGCCAGGCUGGCCACUUCCACAGCGUGAAGACACCAUCACUCCAUCCACUGCCCAGGCGGUAAACGUCAGGCACACUUUUAAUGGGGGCUAUUCAGUUACCACCACUGUUUUUUAAAUAUCAAAACAUGACCAAAACCAGGGAUAAGCAGACUUUUUAAAGAUUUUAAGAUACAAUUAGGAGAAUCGCAGACUCUGUUAUGAUAUGUGGUUUUUAACAAAGUUUGAGUGAUUUCAAAUUACAGUGCUAUUCACCUCCCCCCACAGUUUAGAUAUAUCGGAUAGACACUCUUCUCUCUGCGUAAAUACGUUUGGACAUAUUUUCAAAGCGCUUUCCUCCAUUCUUUAAUUAUGUCCUAUUUUUGAAAGGAGAAAAAAAAGCAUGUUAUUUCUAUAGCUUGGUUGUUUUGGUUCUAGUUUUGAAAAAUGAACAGGUAACAGAAGUAAACGCAUUGAAAAUAUGGCCCUUUGUGUCUCAUUUGAAUGAUCUUAACUGACGGAUCUGAAGAUCUUUAACGGGACCCCCAAAACUUAAAACACUUGAUCCUUAAUGUUCUGCAAAAAACGAGUGCUUUGGAAGAAGGUGGUUUUUGUAGAAAAAAAAUGGAUUACUAAUCAUUAAUUUGGGUCUGUUUGUGAACGAUGGUUAUGAAAAACAACCCUAUCAGAAACUGAGUAAAACACAUCACUUUAGAAGUUCCGGGUUGUCUAUCGGAGCAACAUACUUUUCUGCUUAAUCCUAAGUGUUUAAAAAAAAUCAUAAAUCACCUGGGGAACCUAUUUCUCAACUUUCGGCAGGAGAAAGAUGAUUUCUGUCAUAUAGAUUGCAGUGUAUCCAGAUCAUGCUUCCUCCUAAAACAAUGCUUGUUUUUCUUCCCACAAUAUGCCACUCAUUCUAAUCUGAGCCCCAGCAUUGUUGCAGUGAGGGAGCAUGUUGUGGAUGCACAACACAUGUAAUGUUUAUAAUUCUCUCUGUCCUGGCAAACACUCCUCAGUAAAACUAGAGGAAUGUAUUGUCCAGGUGAUUUCCCUGGCAUACUGUACAUAACUACGCUAAGUAUACAAGGUCUAGUUUUCCACAGCGAUGCAUACACAGUAACUGUCGUGGACAGGGGGUGCAGUAUUAUACAACUAGGGACUGGAGAUGAGGCGUAUAGUGGAAAACUGUUGUCCUCAAGGGGGAUAUAGUGUCCUGAGGGCUAUAUAGAGGCGAAGUCCUAUGUCCACUGUAGCAGGGUGGCCCACCCUGGUCCCGGAGAGCCACAGGGUCUUAUGGUUUUUGUUCCACCCAACUUUCUCAAUUACUUUAUUUGAACCAAUUAUUUUCUUAAUUGGUCACCACUAGAAAAUGUUCCAUGUCUUUAGCCAUUGAUGAUUUAAAAAUACGCAGAAAACCUGCAGGAUUGUGGUUUUCCAGUUCCAGGGUUGGCCACAUGACAAUAGUUUUCAACAAAACCCCAAGUAUCCAGUCCACAUGUUUUAUUGAUCCCUGAAAGACGACUCUAUCUGCGUCCGGCUCCCAGAUGACGGGGCAGAACUCUCGCAGAAGGAGCUUCAGGUCUUGAGGACCGUAUUUCUCCAGGACGUCUCUAAGUUUUUCAAGUGGAGAUAAUGCUGAAGGAUGGCGGUAGAUGUUUUUAUUACAACUUUUGUCUUUUUAGCAUCUUUUUAGUUUUAGAAUUUGUGGAAUGUGCGCCUGCCCUUUUGUAAUGUGAAAGGGGAUUGCGUCAGUCCAGGUCAGAGCAUUGUGAAGGACUCCAGGAUCUGUAGUGCAAGGGUUAAUCAGGUGCACUUUUAUAUAUUUCACACAUUAAAACAUGAGCUUGUUUUUGUAUGGGAUUGGGUGUUGGAAUGUGUUGCCCUUCUGUAGUGCACCUACAACUACAAAAACACAUGCUGCUCCUUUCACCAGACGUGCAUUAAUUGUACUGAAACCACUCCUUGUUCCUUCAUCGAGGUCACUGCGCUGAAACACUGUUCUUCAACUAGUGACUCCAAGAAGGAGUGAAUUUAUGGAAACCGAAGCUUAUAAAAUAAAAUGCAUUAUCAAUGAAAACGAACAUCUGUAGAUGGGAAGUUCUUCAGCAUAUUGCAAAAGCACCCUACAGCACAGUUCUGCUAUCGGCAAAUAGAAUGCAAAAAGCAUAGAAUACAAGUUUAUGGAAGAUAAGAUUAUGCAAUGCUCUAGUUAGACUCCACCUAGAAUACUGUGUGCUGUUCUGGUCACUACACUGCAAAAAAUACCUGGCCUUUUCUCGUUUUCAAACUUUUCUUGUGUUCUUAAAUGUCUUUAAGAUUUGAAUACCUUCAUACAACUACACUGCCAGCAUUUAGAAGUUCGAAUUUACCCCCCCCCCCUUUAUUUUUUAAGAAUGCAUAAUACUUAGAAUCAGAUAUUUUGCAUCUUGCAAUAUAAUUCAUUCCAGACGUUUUAGUUCUUCUAUAAUUCUGCCAAGCUGGCAUUUUUUUCACUUAUAAAACAAUUUAAUAUAGAUUGAAUAAUCAAUAUGACUCACUGGUCACAUUGGCAAUGCAGGGCACAUUUCUCUCAAUGUGAAUUAGGUGUCAUCAUUUGGGUGACAGUAAUUAUUCUACCACUUACAAAACUAAAAAAAUAUCUAAAAUGAAUAUCUUCAUUUAUUUUAACACCCUUUUCAACAGGUUUGUUUAAGAAGCAUUUGUUUGUGUGAUGAAUACAGAGGACAUUUCUCUUAAUGUGCCAUUAGUUAUUACAGAAAUCAAUUUAAUGACAAUGAGCAAACAAACAAUAAUAGGUUUAAUUAAAAUAAUUAUAAUAAAAAAAACGUUCUUAAUUAUUUUACCACCACUAUCAAUAGGUUCGAUUAACCCAUUAUCAUUGCCCUCAUUUCACGACAUUUCAAGAUGUUAACUGGCAUCUACCUGUUACUUUAACUAUAUUGUUAUGGCAACUUACUCUAAUUUUGUUAACCGUUGUGUAAAUGUAACAGUUGAUUCUGCAAAUAAAGCCCUUCAGAUGCUUUUAUGAGGCCUCAAUAUAAAAUACAAAACUGAAGCCUAAAAAUGAUACAUUUCCUGGUGUUUUUCCUCCCCACAGUGAUGGUGAAGUGGCUCCAUUUUCUAUGUUGAGCCUCGCAGCCGGUGUGAUAGAGCUAGCAGGGAUGGACUUUCUUAGUGAACUGGAACCCUCUGGCCUUAGGUGAAAUAUGGGGACUGGUCAGCCAGAUAAUAUGCUUUACCUUGCAAGCAUGAGCACCCUCGCUGCCUUUAUGAAAAACGCUUUCCUGUUAAAAAUGUGAUGGUAUGCCUUUCUGUCUUAAAAACAAUAGGGAAGUGCAUUUUUCUUAUUACUGCGCAUGCAUAACUGCGUACUAGUUGUGUGAACCCAUCAUAAGAAGUCAAAUGGUCAUUUAAUGAAAGACAAAAAUGAUCCAUACCAACUAUAAAACACACUUACUCUUUCUUCCAGAACCACUCUGUGAUCUACUGAGCUCUGUUGCGGUUUUUUUCUUGUAUCAUGAUACAGACGAUUCAGUCCUCUACUACAAUAUGAUAUAUCAUGUAAAUAAAGUAUCACAGUUCAUCGAUGCAUGAUAAAUUGUUACAGCCUUAAUAAGUGGCAUGUACCUGAUGUAAUCUCCAUUGCGAAAUACCUGUCUUUCACCAAGCAAAAAUAUGGUAAUAUAAAAAUGGACAGCAAAGAGAUUGUGAAUUGAAAAGUGAAGAAAGUUCCUCAUUAAGGUAAUGGCGUAUUUUAGGGUGAUCCUAUUACAAAACAAAAGCCUGCACUGUAGAUCUAGUAUGUUAAAACAAACAAAAAAAGAAGCAAGACUACACUUAACAGGUCAACAACUUCAAUCAAUCAAUUUUUUAAUGCAUCAUAAAGAAGUAAAAGUACAUUGGCAUAUUUAAGACAAACACUUUUGUUUCCUAUACACCCAAUCCCAAGGACAGUCUCCUUUUCAUUCUUUUUAAAAGCACUGCUGCUAACAGUCCCAGAGACAUUCCGUCUGAAUGCUCCGUUGUCCAGUUCCAAUGUCUUCUUGCUUUUCAGCUCGCCAUGGAAAUUGAACUUGGCAAGCCACAACCCAGUGCAUAAUUGGCAAACAAUAACCAUAGUAUAUUUCCAUCAUUGUUCAUUGAUAAAAUAAUAUAAAAAAUCUUGUUCUAGUGUCAAGUGUAUUAAAAUAGAUCUGUAUAGUGCUGCACAGUUUCUCCCAGAGUUGGGAAAAUGGUCGAAGGAAUCAACUGGCUUUAAAUACGACUGCUUAAGGGCACGUUCUCAUCGUGCGUUGAUAUGGUCAUUUCUUUUCUUUUAAAUGGGCUUGCCUUAUGUCACAGCUUCAGUAGACUUUGUUCAUGCUCUUGGAACAGUCAUGCAGUAUCCCUUUUGAUGAGGAAUUUCAAUCUGAAGAGACCGCAGGUGAACUGGAAAGCCUUUCCCAGACCGGAUGAUAUGCAAUAAAAGAAUCUCACAUGAUGUGAGUACGUCCCAAAGUCCUUGGUGACAGUGAUGGGUAUCGUUUCCAGAUUCACUCGCUUUCUGUUACACCCAUACUGCAAGGUUUCUAAGAUUUGAAUGGGUUACAAUACUUGUGGUUACAAUCAGUAUUCAGCAGGUUGCUUUUAAGAUGAGGGAUUUGUGUUCUCGUUAAACUAUUGUUUCUUUUACAGUGGGACAAAAACUAUUCAGACAGCUAACAUUUUGAUAUACAGUAGCUAAUUUUAUAUAUUAAUGUAAGGUUCAAUUGCAUUAAAAAAACCCUAAAUAACUGCUGCAUAAAUUGUUAUUUUGCAUUGUUGCUACAGUAUUUGCCUCUUUUGUUGGCCAUUGCUGAUACUGAUAACCCUUGGAGAGAAAGCUAGCACAUAUUCAGUUAACACCAGUUUAGGUACAGUAUACCAUCUAAACGUCCAGAAUAAAUUCCUAGUCGUAAAUACAAUUUGAUUAGAUAUUUGAUUGAUCUUUUUCAGUACUCAAUCCGAAGUUAAAGUUACUGAGCUUUCUUGUGAACUUUUUACACAAUUUAAUCUAACUGGUAAUUGAUAAACCCAUCGAUAUCGAAAUGCAAGCCCCAUUUCCAACUGUACAUUUAGGUUGUAUCAACUGUUCACAAGAGCUUCCACUUAAAUCCUGACCACAGCUGGUCCUGAGGGCUGUGGAGCUUUGCAGACAUUCAUUAUUUGUAACCCAGGCGCAAUCUUUGAAUGGUUGCUGCAGAAAACAUGUGGGCUGUCUGCUCCGAGUCAAGCUUGGUUCUAAUAGAAACAGAGCACAUUAUGUCACAGUCAGUCUGUCUGUUUUUUACACACAUGGUAAAUGGGACCUUCUCAGGACAGGACCUUUUUAGUGUCCUUAGUGUCUGGACAAGACUGUUAAAGCAAAUCAAUCACUGAUCACCAAGGAAAACACAAGGUGACUGUAUAGCAUAGCUGUUCUUCCAGAGUGGCGUUGUGUGACUUUCUGUGCUUGUUUCUGCACAUGCCAACCCCUAGGUCCUACAUACCCAGCAAAACCUAACCAAGCCUACCCAACUGGCUUCUAAAUACCGGCACUGCUUUCCACUGGGUCUCUGCAGUUGCACAGCUGUAGGUUCAGCAGCCUUCUUGUAUUGUCUUCACACCAGCUGGUUGUUUGAAAGCUGCCUGUUUCUCUUUCCACUCUGAAAAGGAUGGGUAAGCCAGAGAGCUCUUAGCCAGUGAAGUUCAGAGCCAAGCUAAACUAGCAGUUAUUGAUCUUGUUGAGUGUCAAAUUAUAUACAAGUUAAAAACCAGAACAAAGCAACCCUUUUGUGAAAAGGUUACAUGUAAAAUCUUUUUGUGAGUUUUUUUGAGAUCUGGGCAAUAUGAUUAACACAUAAUAACACUAAAGGCACUGGCCAUGACGUUUCUAGAAGUAAGUUCUAUAGUUUUACCGCAGAAAGUAUAAUUCGAGUAUAAAUCCUGGCUAUAGAAAUCUAUAACUAUCUACAGAAAUCUACAGAAAAUUCAAGGAAUUAUCACUGGUUUUACAGAUCUGAAGAAAAUGAUAGAAAGCUAUACAGAAGUGUGAUCUACAGCUACAUCUAGAGGACAAUGGCACAAAUCCUAUGAAUUGUUUUAAGGGGUGAGGUUAAGGAUGAAUACCCAGAGGAUAGUGGUUCUUCCCAACAGCCCUGCAGUUGUCUGAUAAACAGGGUGAAUCCAUAUUAUAUUAACAAUGGCAAUGUUCAAUAUGGGCUUUGGGAGAUUUAAAGCGUAUUUUGUGUGAAGACAGUACAGGAAGACCCUCGCUGAUCUGUAUAGGACAGGACUUUGAAACCUGUCAUUAGGAUAACCCCAUUGUAAUUCAGUGGCAGCCUUCAGAAACAAAUUAUAAAGAUUCAACUCCUUCCAAAAAAAACAGUACAAAUAGCAGAACCAGCAUACCUUUUAGCAAACCCAAUACCCCAAAGAUCAUCCACAGAAAGCAGACUAUUUACUGUAUAUGCUCUGUACCAUUCUCAACAGUUAUUUUACUUUGUUUACCUUAUUCUUAUUUUUUGCACCCAAGGGAUACUGCAUAUUAAAAAAAAAAAAAAGAAAAA